Oryza brachyantha (malo sina) is the source of this 2428-nucleotide messenger RNA. RefSeq names its product protein RGF1 INDUCIBLE TRANSCRIPTION FACTOR 1. The coding region runs from base 279 to 1046 and encodes 255 amino acids. The record is from RefSeq and is a predicted model, not a curated record. The transcript is spliced from 2 exons. NCBI's taxonomy places the organism in Eukaryota, Viridiplantae, Streptophyta, Magnoliopsida, Poales, Poaceae.
UGGUGCAUGGGAAUGGCAACGCACGAACGGAGGACCACACCACGAGUCUCGAAAACGCAUCGCGUCGCGUCCCACACCAAACUCCAACGCAACAAGCAGCAGCAGCAGUAGAAGAAGAAGAAACCCAGCAGCAGCAGCAGAGAGAGGGAGAGGGAGGCACCAACCAAACCCGAAACAGAAGCCACCGCCACCGCUUUGCCCUUGCCUUGUCUCGCCGCCGGCAUUGGCAUUGGCGUCUCCAGCCAGGGGGAGAGGAGAUCGGGAGGAGGGCAGGGGCUAUGAUGAUGCGGCGGGUGGCACCGCCGGCGUCGGGGGAGGAGGCGGAGGCGGAGGCGGAGGCCGGGUCGUCGACGAUGCCCGACUGGCUGGAGACGCUGCUGUCCACGCGCUUCUUCCUCGCCUGCGCCGCCCACCCGGCGUCCCCGCGCAACGAGUGCAACAUGUUCUGCCUCGACUGCCCCCGCGCGCCGCCCUCCCCCGCCUUCUGCUACUACUGCCGCUCCCACCGACACCAAGCUCACCGGGUCAUCCAGGUCGCCCACCUACCCUACCCUACCCUUCUCUUCUUCUUCUUCUUCUUAUCUUGGAUCACUUCACUUCACUUCAUCGAUCGAUCAAUGGCCGGCCUCCCUGCCCUGCAGAUACGCCGCUCCUCCUACCACGACGUCGUGCGCGUCUCCGAGGUGGAGGACGUCCUCGACAUCUCCGGCGUCCAGACCUAUGUCAUCAACAGCGCCAAGGUCCUCUUCCUCAACGAGCGCCCCCAGCCACGCGGCGCAGGCGCCGCCGCCGGCAAGGCCGCCGCCUCCCCCUACAACUGCAAGAUCUGCGCACGCGCCCUCCUCGACCCCUUCCGCUUCUGCUCCCUCGGAUGCAAGCUGGUGGACACCAAGACGGGCGGGCGCGGUGGGGCCACCGCGGCGGCCGGCGACGCGGGCGGCGUCGGCAAUGACGAGGCCGGCGGGAGCAAGAGCGUCGGCGGCGCGGCGCGGCCGCAGGGGAGGCGGCGCAAGGGGAUCCCCCAGCGCGCGCCCUUCGGUUCGUGAGUCGUCAUCACCAUUACAAAAAAGCAAACAAGAAAGAAAGAAAGAAAGAAAGCAUCUCUCUCUGGCAAUGCCGAGAAGGGAAGGGAGAAAGGGAGCACGCCAAAAGUAAGGAAUUCUACUACCCGCGUUGCUGCCGCUGAUUGCCAAUUGCAGUUGCUGUCUCACCUCACCACCAUUACCAUUACCGCACGGAGAAGAUGAAGAAGAACAAGAAGAAGCGUCAACACAAAAAAGAAAACCAAAAGCAACCCAACCCAACCACCGGGGCAGCAGCAAAUGCAUUACGCAAUUUGUAUUGCCAAACUACCAGAAACAUAUUGCACACUACUACACCCACAGUUAAGUAAAUUUGUCGAUACACACAAGAUACAGACACCAAUACUUUUUUCCCAUACCACACCAUUCAGUAGGUAGGAGCUGAGCUCAUGUCAUUGUCAUUAGCUCAUCAAUUCCUCCUAGCACCUAGUCAGUCCUAGGCACUAUUACUAGUACAUUUUUAGACGAUUGAGAGUUCUAAUAUUAGGACUCACUAUUCUUUCCAGAUUUUUGAUUGGUUGACUGAUAAUAUGAUACCGGUAAUUACAUUGUUCAAAAAUAGCUGAUUCCCACAUUAUUGUUGUUAAUUCCUCCAUCCAUGUCAUAUGCUACAAGAUUCCAUGCUAUUAAUUGUUGUUGUACACCCGCAUUGUUACCUCACUCUGCUCCUGCUUAAGAAUAAAGAGAGAGAAAAAUGAAACCAACCACUACUAGUUGUUUUCUAUGGUCAUUAGGAACAAGAAGUUUGUCUUUAUGGUUGGCUGCUAGCUAAGCUUUGUUAGCACAUCAUAUCAUUGUGUACAAGAAGUAGAAGAAGAGGAGGAAGAACAGGUCAAGAAGAAUUAAGUGAUCAGAGCGAUCGAUUACACUUGCUGGCCUGCCUUUGUGUUGAUAAUGUGCUGCUGCUCUUUUAAUGCCAUAAGCCUGGAUGUGAGUGAUGUGGGGGAGUAUACAUUAUUGUUGCUGUUGGGGCCGCCUAUCAAGUCCUCUCCUUUCCAUUGCUUUCCUACAUUACAUUGGACUAUAGGACUAUAAUGCUUGCUUGUACUAUGUAUGUAUGUAUGUUUCUUUCUGAAAUUUUAUAUAUAUUCAGAACAUCAGAUUAAUCAAAAGUAUUAUGCAGACGAUUUGGCCCCAGCAGCUGUUGUCGUCGAGCAUAAAGCUAGUUAAUCAGCAUGCCGACGGCUAAUACGUAUACAUACAUAAACAUAAGGGUAUCAGUUGAUUAGCACAUGCAUAUAAUUGUAUAUGUAAUGAGCAGAGGUUGGGAUGGAUGUUGAUGUGCAUUGUGCAUUUGUGCAAGCAAGCAAGCAGGGAAAAGCAAAUAAUGGGCGAGCCCAACCAAC